Messenger RNA from Stylophora pistillata, 482 nucleotides. RefSeq lists its product as uncharacterized. Lineage: Eukaryota; Metazoa; Cnidaria; Anthozoa; Scleractinia; Pocilloporidae. The record is from RefSeq and is a predicted model, not a curated record. Gene Ontology annotation, molecular function: protein binding.
UGCCGUUCAACUUCUUCGAAUUUCAUCGUGCGGCUAAGCCGUGACACUUUAGUGGUUACACCUUGAAGCUGCAAGGAAACUUUUCAUGUGGAGUUGGUGUCAAGAAAGCAAGACAAACUUCCAACCGAAACUUCUGAGACACAGACGAUCCUCAUGUUCCAUCAGUUUCCGAAGGAGAGAAACUGAAAAUUAACAUAAAUACUUCACCAGCCAUGGAGGAUCCUCAAGUUGCAUUGAUAUCAGUUGAUGAUCAAGUUACCUCUGUUUCGGUUGAGAAUGAACUGGACGUCCAAAGCAGCAUAUCACCAGCCGCAGAAGAUAGUCAAGUUACCUCGAUUUCAGCUGAGGAGAAACUGGAUGUCCAAAGCGUCACUUUAGCAGAUGUGGCUGAAGGUAAAGUUCCAUCACCUGAUGAAAUACUAGGAACUGGUGACAAUACGUCUACAGGUGAGAAAGAAAAUCAUGAGAGAAAUUGCCUAUAA